Pteropus alecto (black flying fox) is the source of this 3044-nucleotide messenger RNA. Its product is annotated as guanylate-binding protein 1. Gene Ontology annotation, molecular function: GTP binding; GTPase activity. The record is from RefSeq and is a predicted model, not a curated record. NCBI's taxonomy places the organism in Eukaryota, Metazoa, Chordata, Mammalia, Chiroptera, Pteropodidae. The transcript is spliced from 11 exons. Bases 195 to 1970 code for a protein of 591 amino acids.
CAGUGCUUUCAGUUUCACAUUACUCUAAAUCUGUUAAAGAGGUUGUUGCACUUCUAAAGAAUCGCCUUUAAAAAUCAGGAAGGCCCCAUUACAUUGGACGGGUAAAAGUCUAGCCAUCCAGUGAGAGACAGAGAAGUAACAGAAACCACUCCAACCUAAACUGGAGAAAAUACAGAUAAGGUGACAGUCUGGACAUGGACUCAGAGACCCAGAUGCCAGGCCCAGUGUGCCUCAUUGAGAACACUGAAAAUGAACUGACAGUUAAUCCGAAAGCUCUGGAGAUUCUGUCUGCUAUUACACAGCCUCUUGUUGUGGUGGCUAUUGUGGGUCUCUACCGCACAGGCAAAUCCUACCUGAUGAAUAAAUUGGCUGGGAAGAAAAAAGGCUUCUCUUUGGGCUCCACAGUGCAGUCUCACACCAAAGGAAUUUGGAUGUGGUGUGUGCCUCAUCCCGAGAAGCCAGACCACACCCUAGUUCUGCUUGACACCGAGGGCCUGGGAGAUGUGGAGAAGGGUGACAACCAGAAUGACUCCUGGAUCUUUGCCCUGGCAGUACUCCUGAGCAGCACCUUUGUGUACAACAGCAUGGGGACCAUCAACCAGCAGGCAAUGGACCAACUGCAGUAUGUGACAGAGCUGACAAAUCGAAUCAGGGCAAAAUCCUCACCAAAUGCAAAUGAGGACGAGAAUUCAGCUGACUUCGUGAGCUUCUUUCCAGACUUUGUGUGGACGUUGAGGGAUUUUACCCUACAGUUGGAAGCAGAUGGACAACCCAUCUCAGCAGAUGAGUACCUGGAGAAUUCACUCAAACUUAAGCAAGGUACCAAUCAAAAAGAUAAAAAUUUUAAUCUGCCUCGAUUAUGUAUCCGGAAGUUCUUCCCACAGAAGAAAUGCUUUAUCUUUGAUCGGCCGACUCACCGGAAGAAGCUAGGCCAGCUUGAGACGCUGAAUGAUAAUGAGCUGGACCCCGAAUUCAAUCAACAAACUAUAACCUUCUGUUCCUACAUCUUUAAGAAUUCCAAAACUAAAACUCUUUCAGGAGGCAUCGAGGUCAAUGGACCGCGACUGAAGAGCUUGGUGCUGACCUAUGUCAAGGCCAUCAGCAGUGGUGGUCUGCCUUGCAUGGAGAACGCAGUCCUGGCUUUGGCCCAGAUUGAGAACUCAGCUGCAGUGCGAAAGGCCAUUGACCACUAUGACCAGCAGAUGGGUGAGAAGCUGCAGCUGCCCACUGACACCCUCCAGGAGCUUCUGGAACUACACAAGGCCAGUGAGAAAGAGGCCAUCGAAAUCUUCAUCAAGAAUUCCUUCAAAGAUGUAGACCAUUUACAUCAAAAGGAAUUAGCGGCACAGCUAGAAAAGAAGCGAGAUGACUUUUAUAAACAGAAUAUGAAAGCAUCAUCAGAUCGUUGCUCAGCUUUACUUAAGGAUCUCUUCGAUCCUCUAGAAGAAGAUAUAAAGCAGGGGAUUUAUUCCAAACCAGGAGGGUAUCGUCUUUUCAUUCAAAAGAUAAACGAGCUGAAGAAAAAGUACCUUCAGGAACCUAGGAAGGGAAUACAGGCCGAUGAAGUUCUUCAGACAUAUUUGACGUCCAAGGAGUCUGUAACUGAUGCAAUUUUACAGACAGACCAGAGUCUCACAGAAAAGGAAAAGGAUAUUGAAGUGCAACGUGUGAAAGCUGAAUCUGCAGAGGCGGCAGCGAAAAUGUUGGAGGAAAUGCAAAUAAAGAAUCAGCAGAUGAUGGAACAGAAAGAAAAGAGUCAUGAGGAACAUGUGAAACAAUUGACUGAGAAGAUGCAGGCGGAGAGAGCCCAGUUAAUGGCAGAGCAGGAGAGGACUGUCGCUCUUAAACUUCAGGAACAGUCCCGGUUACUAAAGGAAGGAUUCCAAAAUGAGAGCAAACAACUUCAUAAUGAGAUACAGAAUCUCAAGAGGAGCAUGGAAAGACCCAGGAGCACCUGUAUCCUAAGCUAAAGUCCUGAAGAAUAGAGCUCUCCUGGUCACUUUUUAACCAAAGGAUUGCUCAAGCAGUUUUAGAAUUUGAAAAAUUGUCUCUAUGCUUGAUAAUCAUUAGGUCUUGCAUUUUUAUAACACCAAAAAUUUAUAAAGACAUGCAGUACUGUAACUGAAAUUAUGUCCAUCUUCCUAACGAUAUCGUAAAUUGUAUAACAAGUAUGCAUUUCACCUCUGUACCGACGCAGGAGGUAUCAUGAGUUCGUUCCACUCAGGAGAAGCUUAUUCUUCCAGAUGACCAUUAACGAAUAGUGAGCAAAAGUCUUAGGUAAAAAUCUUGGGUCAUAUUUGGGUAUCGUUUUGGCCAAGUGUACAACAGGUUCCAAUAUCAGGGAUAAACAACCAUCGUUCCUUCUUAGUGAAGACCCUGUACAGGUUUCCACUGUAUCCAGACUGCACGGUCCCUGAUCAAUGAUGUGAUUCCUAGCCACCGGUAACGGACAAUGCUCACUGAUGGCUCCAAGCUAAAGUAAACCACUUUAUGUAGAGAUUUAGAUUCUCUACAAAAUUUCCAUAGGAAGAUGGAAGAAAUCAUUAGCAUGAGUAGGAACUGGCUCAUAAAUAAAUGGGCUAAAGAAGGAAACUUUCCCUUCUUGCUCAAUUCACUCAGAUCAUAACUUUAAAGGAACACUUCAGAACUUUAAAUAACUGUCACUGGACUAAACUUAGUAACAUGAUAGCAAUUAUUCAUUGUGUGGUUGUAGCAAUAUACAACUGGCAAAGAUGGACUUUAAAUGAUGACAGAUAAUGUGUUAGAAAAUGGCGCUAACUUAAUUAUUAGAUUCUUUAUAAUCCUAAAGCUUAGGCUAUAUUCUCCCACUUCUUAACAGUCAUACUUGAAAGUCUGCCGAUUUUCCCAAAGAAAAUAUGGAUUGUUUUUGACAUUUUAAAUCAAUAAGAUAAUGCUCUUUGUAUUACUUAGUAUGUGUGGAGUUUAUCUCAAUUGUUAAAACUCAUAGGUAAGUGGUUGAUGUUUCUUAAAGCAAUUAAGAAUUAUUUUCAAGCUGGAAAUAAAAUAUGCUUCACUAAGCUUUC